CACGGAAUGAGCAAGAGGAACAGGAAGAAAAACGAGAGAUCAAGAGAAGAUUAACCCGUAAGCUAAGUCAAAGGCCUACAGUGGAAGAGUUGAGAGAGAGGAAAAUCCUCAUCCGUUUUAGUGAUUACGUAGAAGUGGCAGAUGCUCAGGACUACGACAGACGGGCAGAUAAACCAUGGACAAGGCUAACAGCUGCUGACAAAGCAGCAAUUCGCAAAGAGCUAAAUGAAUUUAAGAGCACUGAAAUGGAAGUUCAUGAGUUAAGCAGGCAUUUAACAAGGUUUCACAGGCCAUAGGAACGGAAUAUGCUGCCAUCUUGAGAGCAAAAUGGAAAAAGAACCAUAAGUGCUGAUGUCAUUCAUUUCUCUGUUACGUACAGUGGUAAAUCUUCUGAACUGAACUAAAAACCUAUGAAAACAUGCAGGAAAUGUGAGUUUUCUCAUCCUGGGAAUAACUUCCUCGUACAAUCUGUUGGCACAACAUUCGGCAACUGAGGCUAUCUUGGCAAGAAUCAUCCCUGGAGUUGGCACACUUAUAUUUUAAAUGCUGCUGUAUGGAGCCCCCAAGCCAUUUGUUCACAUUAGUGGUCUUUGUUUUUCGAUCCCGUCAGUCCUCUUUCAUCUCUGAAGGAAGCUGAGGCCCUUGGUAUUUGGCACUGACAGAAGUUCUGCUGGACACAAAGUCACUGUUCUGGAACAACGUUUCUACCAAACAUUUCAUUCUGUGUGGAGCACCUUAGAUGGGGUGAGCUGGGGAAAUGGAAUGGAUCCAUCUCUCUUUGACUUUCCAAACCCCACCACCCCGGGAAGAUCUUCGGCUGACUGGUGGGCUACUCUUCGAUUUCUACAGGACCAAGAAAGAUUCUCCACCCUCCAUUUCUCUUCUUCAAAUGAUUCUUUUGCUGCAAUGUUUUGGAAGAGUUCAAGAUUGGAGAACUUUGUCAUCGCACGCUUAUUUUCUACAGUGGAACGUGUCACACUGCCUUCUGCCCUGCUGGCUAUUUCAUGUUUCAUAUGGUCCUGUGUAGCAGUUCGAUAGCCUAGCGUGUCCUGGCGUGGCCUGUCAGCUUUACAUAGGUUUUUCCAAUUCACUAAUGUGCAGGACAGAAAAGGCACGAGUUAAAGAGAACACUAAUUAUGCUGUAUGCUUGGAUGUUGAUUUUUGUUUUCUUCUUUUAACAGGAGGGAUUUCUAUUCUUCAAAGUGCUUCUUGGUAUAAAUAACUAAAUAUGCUGUUGUGAAUGGCUCAGUCUUAAAUUGAGAAACAAAGCAUUUGGCAAAAGGCUAGAGAUGUGCUAUUGUUAUUAUUUAUCAUCAUAUUUUAUAGUUUAUUUUAUGAUAUUAUUUCACGUUUAAGAUAUUGGUCUUCUUUUAAUAAGAAUACCUUUGCACAUUGGAAAGGAUUAUGAAGCCACUGUAUCAAAACACUUUGGUGAUGUCUACUAAGAUCUACAUCUAGUUCAGAUUAAACAUCUCUGACUAUGCCUUUUAGGUUGAAACGUUGCCAUCUUGAACGUUUUGCCCAUCCAUGCAAAUCACUAUAGAUAUGGCAGCUUUAAUUCUCAGACCUUCGCUGGUGUAAGAUUAUAAUCUGAGAUCUAAAUGUGGUUGUACUUAGAGGAGACUGUUAUACUGAAUAGGUCUUAAAUAGACAAUAACUUAAGUACUGUUUCAGUGGGGUCUCCUCUAAAGUGAGGGCUACUUAAGUUCAGGUGAUUUCAGUGGGCUUCAUCUAUUUAGGAUUAAAUCAAAAGAGUGGUUGGAUUGAUCAAUUUUCUUUGAGAAAACAUGUAUAUGGAAGCACAUUUUAAUGGGUGACUGCAAUGAUUCAGGUUCUUCUCCAAACUAAAACCUGGGUCACCGUAGUGCCCAUUACAAUCCUCACUGAAUAUGUGAUUAAGCUAGACUAAGAAAAUCCAUUUUUUCUUACACAGAUUGGUUUUGUCUAGUUAUGUUACUCUGGGUAUAAGAAAAAAAAGGAGAUGAAAUAAUAGAGUACUUUGUUUUUAGAUAAAAGUACAUGUAUUGGUUUUUUUUAUUUAAAAAAUGCAAAAAAAAAAUAAAGAGAUUACGACACCACCAGUGGUCAGCAGAUGAAGUAGGCUGGGUGAACCGCUAGGACUGUGGAGAUGGGAUGGUAGUGAAAAUGUUAAUUUAUUUGCCUGGUUUGCACAGAGCAAAUCUAUAGCAGAUAAACUGUUUUUUUUUACACCUUGAAAACACUCAUUUUAACAUAGCCAGUUUUCAUCUGUCAUAGUUUCAUAGCAUUAUGAAAUAAUGGAGACCUGCUUGCCCACCAUACCAGCUUUACAGUCCACCAAUCCUUGAGUGAAGCUCCUCCCCAUUGUUCAAAGACUUAUUCUUACCACCACCACGGAUUAUCUUUUUCUUUCUUUCUUCCUGAGAAGAAUUAAUGGGUUACAGAACUGAUCCUCUCUGCACAUCUGAAUUUCCAGAUGACUUUAAUUUCACUUUGCUGAUAAUCCAGGUAGUUCCUGUCUCUUUACCUAUGAGGAGUAAAAGACCAGGACCAUACAUGAAGGUUGGAUUGAACUGCUAAAAGCCCAUGCAUAAGAAUCUUCUCCACUAAUGGUCAGCACCAUUACGUUAGUUAGAUGAGGGUCAAUGGACUUAGUUCAUUUGAACUGUGUAGGGAUUCUAGGCUGAGCCCCCUUUUCACUCUGCCCCCAGGUACUGCCAUUCCUUCUCUUGAAUCAUCUUCCAUAAAAGUGAAAGCAUUUUUGUCCAUGUUAGAAGACCCAAGGAAUAGUAACUCGAUAUUUUUUUUAUGCAGGUGUAUGGGUGGAAUCAAGAAAUGGGGCAUAACUAAUUCAUACAAUGGAACUGUAUGGUGUAGCUUAUCAAAAUGGAGGGUUGUUUUGCUUUCUGCAUACAAAUCUUUUCAGGUUUUUGUGUGCAAAAUAUUUUAUUCCAAUCCUUACCAUCCAUACAAGCAAAUUGUUGAAUUGGACAAAACUAUCCGUUUUCAAAAAGUCAAAAGUUAUCAGCUGAGGUCCCACCCACUCAAUGUUUAAAUAACUUGAUUAUUCCCUAAAGCUCUUUGGUGAAAAAUAGCUUAUUUUUGAAGACCAAAUGGUGUUUAUUCUUUCUAAAGCACAGUCAGCUGUUUCUCCUACAGAGUCAGCUGAAACAUAGAGUUAUACGCCACUGCUAUGCCAAAUUUAACUAUUUUCACCAGUAAAAUCUAUGGAUAAAAACAAGCUAUUGUUGUUGCCCUACUCCCAUUCAUUUCACCAGGGCUUGAGUAGGAUGUAUUUUGUUUAAAUGGAGAGAGGCAGUCUUUUUCCUAGCAUAUUCAGUUUAUUUCUAAGCCUCUGUUGUCCACAUGAAGCUUUCAGACAUCUAUUUUCUACUCUUGGAGGAAGCAUUCCCCCCACUUAAUCUCUAUGAAAGAACAAGGAUUGUAAAUCUUGCAAAAGGCACACAGGGCUGCAUGUCAGUCCCGCAUAGAACUUGAUUAGGCAGCUUAACUUAAUGGUUGCAGGACUAGAAAUGAGGAUUCCAGUUGCUCUCCCAAGUUAUUCUGAAACCGGUACAUUUCCCAGGUCCUUUUCCCGUCAAAAUGAAUGUACAUAGUUUUGUCUUUGUAUAGGAGUGAAUGUGGUGACAGUCGAGACUGUGAUCUUCCAGUAUUGUAAUUUAACAGAUUAUGGCUGUAUGGAAAACGAUGAUGAUAAAAUGUAAAUAUCUAGAAAAAAACACUAAAGUGAAUCUCUACAUCUAGAGUUUCAAUUUGUAUAUACUGAAACUGCAUGGUAUUUAAAUUGUCUUGGAUGUAUGCAGUUUCUUUAAAAAAAAGUUUCAAAGAAAAAAUGUUUUGGUUUUCUUUCUUCUGUCUGUUACAUGUUCAGAGACACCCAGGAGUCAAAAACUAAGCCGCAGAGAGAGCAAUACUUAUAUCAGAGGAUCAAACGAAGCUCCGGGGAAGUUUUCCCCGUCCUUUGAAGAACUGCAUCUUGUCCACCUACGUAGAAUGCUACCAGUUGUCUUGAUGUCCGGUUUAUGGACUCCCUGGAGGCCUUUAUGGUGGCUCCAAAACCCAUCAACCGAUUUGGUCAUUGGUUUUGGAGAUUAAGCAAAUCCCAUUUGCCUUCUUUACAUUUUAGUGGGGGUUUUCUCAUUGUUUCCAGUUCUUCAGAAAUCAUAGCUAUGGUUUUAAUUCAACAGAAAAAAAAUUGCAGCGAUUAUUUUGUCAAAUUCUGCCAAGUGUUUUCUUUUAGUACUUUCUCUUAGCCCUGGACAGUUAUUGAUUGAAGAGGGCAUCACUGAAUUAAUUACACUCCACGAAGCAAGCCGUUCCAUCCUUCAUCUUUGUAUGCAAAACUCAGUGAUGAGUUUUCCUCUUAACAUUCACAUGGUAAUAUUUGACUUCUGAACAUUGUGUAAAAAAAACUUAUGAGAGCUCUUUCUACACUAAUCUAAAAUAGGUUUGUUCAGGUGAAAACCUUUGCAGAACAUUAAAGAGAACAGCCUGCCUCUGAAGAAAGAUUUGAAUUUCACUAGUCUGGCACCUUAUUUUUAAAUAGCAUUUCACGCUUGACACAGUGAGGAUUCUUGCACUGCUGUGGAACAAAAUAAAAUUUGAAGAAGGGAUCAAGCCAUUACGAGAAGUCAUUUGUUGCUCACAGUCAAUGUUACUGUAAUCAUAAAAGUAGUCUGCAUUUUAAACAUAUGAAUGGAAAGGCAAUACAUUUAUUUCAAAUAAUAAAAAUGAAUCCACUCUAUUAGGAAUUGCUGAUGACCAGAGGAUUAGUGGAUCCAUUGUGGUGCAGUGGUUAGAAUGUAGUAUUGCAGGCUCACUCUGCCC
Thamnophis sirtalis is the source of this 4827-nucleotide messenger RNA. The record is from RefSeq and is a predicted model, not a curated record. Lineage: Eukaryota; Metazoa; Chordata; Lepidosauria; Squamata; Natricidae.